Messenger RNA from Pseudophryne corroboree (corroboree frog), 7464 nucleotides. RefSeq names its product palladin, cytoskeletal associated protein (gene PALLD). The transcript is spliced from 21 exons. Gene Ontology annotation, molecular function: protein kinase activity. The record is from RefSeq and is a predicted model, not a curated record. NCBI's taxonomy places the organism in Eukaryota, Metazoa, Chordata, Amphibia, Anura, Myobatrachidae. The coding region runs from base 123 to 4367 and encodes 1414 amino acids.
CAAGUUCCAUUCCACAUUCACCUCUUGAGUGCUGUGGGGACAAAGCAAUACUUAAUGUAUAGCUGCACAUCUCUUUCUUAUAAUUGAGCGCAUUUAGUCAUCUCUUAGAACAACUUUUCGGGAUGGCAAAAAGUGCCAUGGAUCCAGGUCUGCCCGUUUCUCUUUUAAUGAAAGAUGUCUACCCAAGUGAGAGUAAAACACAAGACUGUCUAUCUGAACACAUGUCUGAAGCUUCUUCCCAUGACUCCUUCUAUGAUUCUUUAUCAGACUUACACGGGGAAGCCAUGGAUGUCCCAGAACUCUCUGCUUUCCUUAGCCAGGAGGAAAUGAACAAGAGCCUAGACAUUGCACGUGAAGCCUUUUCAGGACCUCAGUCUGAGAAUACAACCCAAGGACAUGUUUUGAUGACAUUUCAUGCUAGCCUACCUGACAGGUCCUUUAAGGAAUUAAAAAUAAGUAAUUCUGCAUCAGAAAACUUCAGGAAAAGGGAUAAUGUACUUAAUAAAUCAGGAAGAUCCAAUGCUUCUAGUAAUCCAGUGGCUUCAAACGUUCGAGGAAUGAUAUCACCACUUCUAACCACUAGUCCAAGUAUAAUUCGGACUCUGCAAGCCCAAAAAGCUUCCAAACAUCAGGGUAAAAGCGGCUUAACCACUGCUCCAAUUCCAAAAGUCAGGUCAAAAGCAUUUAACAGGGAAAAUAAUGCUCAAAGUGACAUGUGUCAGAAGGCAGCUACUUUUAUCGAAGAACUCUCUGCGAUAUUCCGAGAGACUAGUAAAGCAAGAGACAGGCGACCAAAUGGAGACUCUUCCUCACCAGAUAGUGGCUAUCUCUCUCCAAAAAAGGACAAUGUGAUUAUAAUUAACCCCACAAUCAUGGAAAGUGAAAUAGAACCACAGCAAGAAGUAAAAACAGUGGAAAUGACACUUGUAAAAGAUACAGGUGAAACACUGGAGAAAAUAGAGAAGCAGAUCAAGCAGUUUGAUGCAGAGAAAACUCACACUCAGGACAAUAAAUCUUAUACUCCUCCUUCAGUUGCUCGAUUUGUACAGAAGCUUAAAAGUCAAGAAGUGGCUGAGGGGAGUAGAGUGAGUUUGGAAUGCAGAGUGACAGGAAACCCCUUGCCAGAAGUUAGGUGGUUCUGUGAAGGGAGAGAGCUGCAUAACUCGCCUGACAUUAUCAUCACCUCCGAGAGUGACGGUCUUCAUGCACUUGUCAUCGCUGAGGCCUUUGAGGACGACACAGGGCGCUAUUCUUGUGUGGCAUCUAAUUGCCUCGGCUCUGACACAUCUUCCGCGGAAAUAUUUGUUGAAGGUGCCAGUUCAUCAGACUCAGAAAGUGAAGGCUUUUCUUUCAACUCAAAACCAGGAACGAUGCCACAAGCUCAAAAGAAAACAACAUCAGUGUCACUGACCAUUGGACCAUCGUCACCCAAGUGUGGAAUAACCACUGCAAUAAUGCAGACAAUGUCCAUACCUGUCCAGCCGGUCCACAGCCCCACCUCGUAUCUGUAUCGUCAAGAUGGGUCCAGUUCCUCUACGUUCUCUUCUCCUUCCUUCACUAAGGAGCUUCAGAGCUUGACAGCAACAGAGGGACAAGUUGUGGUGCUGGAGUGCAGGGUAAAGGGGACUCCGCCAGUAAAUGUCAAAUGGUUUAGACAAGGAAUGGAAAUUCAGGAUUCGCCAGACUUCAGAAUUCUUCAGAAAAAACCACGAUGUGCGUCUGAACCUGAGGAGAUCUGUACACUGGUAAUUGCAGAGACUUUCACAGAAGAUGCCGGGAUGUUCACUUGCACAGCUAGAAAUGACUAUGGAUCAAUGACCUGUAGCGCACUGCUCACGGUGCUUGCUGCAAAUAAUGAGCGGACCAGAAGCGAUGUGUCAACUGGAGAGAUUAGUGGUUAUGAUUUCCAGAAACAUUCAUCUCCUUCUCCAACAGCAGUUAAUAGUAGUGGUCUUGAAAUACCAUCAAAGAAACCUUUGGAGUGUUCUCAGCCCAGUAGUUUGCAACUUAAUCCUCUGGAGCGGAAGAGCAAUGGUGUACACACUGAUAAUGGUGUAAAUGGUGUUAGCAGUCAUCCGGACACCCAGUAUCAUUCCGCCACAUUUCCCAGUGCAUUGUCUUCUCCAACCAAAGAACCACCGCCAGUGCCUUCCAAGCCUAAACUGGAUUCACAGACAUUGCAGCAGCUACAAAAUCAAAUACGUCACGAGAAAGAAUCUGCUGUCUGGAAGCAACAAGCCAGCGUUCAGCAGAGUACACCUCCCUCGCCAUCCUUUCCUCCUCCACCUUCCUUCCAGGAGCUGCAGGCCAGUCAGCUCAUACCUCCACCAGCACAAAUGAGUGUUCUGAACUCCCACAAUUCUCCUGCAAUGCAGCCAGCAAGCUCCUUCAACUAUGCUCGGCCUAAACAAUUUAUUGCUGCACAGAGCGUGAACACCACCCCAGGCUAUGUCACACCAUCUUCUGGUUCCUCUACCUCCAGCCUUCCAUCUCCAAUGUCUCCUUCAACACCUCAAAAUCAGUUUGGCAGAGUUCCAGUGCCUCCUUUCUCUCAGCCAUUUGCCACUGAAGGGGAACAGUUUUGGUCUCCAACAUCAUCCUCCCCACCUCCUCCUCCACCUCCUGUUAUGAGUCCAACUGCAAAUUACUAUAGCCAAGACCCAUUUCCUCUUCCUCCCCCUCCUCCUCCACUCCCAGCAUCUGCACCACUACCGUCAUACAGCCCAUCUCUUUCUCCAGCAACAAGAGCUUCUAGCUCCAGCCACAGCCCAGCAGCCUUUCUUAGUUCCAUGCUACCAUCCCAGAUGUCACCGGUCUCAUUCAAUGAGCUGGGGCUUCCAAAAGGCGUGAUGCCCCCGGGCUUCCCAAAGAAGGGUGGUCGGACUGCCCGGAUAGCAUCCGAUGAGGAGAUACAGGGAACAAAAGAUGCAGUAAUACAAGAUCUUGAGAGAAAACUACGUUUCAAAGAAGAACUACUGAACAAUGGACAACCGAAAUUGACUUAUGAGGAGAAAAUGGCUCGACGGCUGCUGGGAGCUGACAGUGCAGCAACAGUGUUUAACCUGCAGGAACCAGAGGACGAUGUAAAUGCCCAGGAGUACAAAGUGUCCAGCUUUGAGCAGAGACUCAUUGGUGAAAUCGAGUAUCGCCUUGAACGAUCUCCUGUUGAAGAAUCAGAUGAUGAAGUGGAACAUAGCGAUGAGUUUGGGGAGGACAGCGCCCCUCCUCAGUUUGAGGCAAAACUGAGGCAUUACAAGAUCUUUGAGGGAACUCCAGCCACUUUUACAUGCAAGGUGACUGGCAAUCCAAAGCCAAAGAUAUACUGGUUCAAAGAUGGGAAACAAAUCUCUAAAAGAAGUGAGCACUACAGGAUCCAAAGAGAAGUUGAUGGGACCUGUUCUCUUCAUACCUCAGCCUCCUCCCUGGAUGAUGACGGAAACUAUACCAUCAUGGCUGCAAACCCACAGGGCAGAGUAAGUUGUACUGGAAGGCUGAUGGUACAGGCGGUGAACCAGAGAGGACGAAGUACCCGCACACCCACAUCCCAGCCCCACAUUAGGAGACCACGAUCUCGGUCAAGGGAUAGCGGAGAUGAAAAUGAACCCAUCCAGGAGAGAUUUUUCCGCCCUCAUUUCUUGCAAGCUCCUGGAGAUCUUAUUGUUCAAGAAGGAAAGCUUUGUAGGAUGGACUGCAAGGUGAGUGGACUACCAACGCCUGACCUGAGUUGGCAACUGAAUGGGAGACCUGUCCGUCCAGACAACUCUCACAAAAUGUUAGUGCGUGAGAAUGGAGUGCACUCUCUGGUUAUUGAGCCAGUGACCGCAAGAGAUGCUGGAAUAUAUACCUGUGUGGCCUCUAAUCGUGCUGGCCAGAAUUCAUUCAGCCUGGAACUUAUAGUUGCUGCAAGGGAUGCCCACAAGCCACCUGUGUUCAUAGAAAAACUACAGAACACGGGAGUGGCUGAAGGAUACCCAGUGAGACUGGAGUGUCGUGUCACCGGGAUUCCCCUUCCACAAAUAUUCUGGAAGAAAGAAAAUGAUUCGCUGACAUACAACACAGAACGAGUCAGCAUGCAUCAAGAUAACUAUGGUUACCUCUGUCUACUAAUUCAAGGUACCAUUAAAGAGGAUGCUGGCUGGUACACUGUAUCAGCAAAGAAUGAGGCUGGCAUUGUAUCGUGUACUGCCAGACUUGAUAUACACACUCAGUAUCAACAAUCACACACUCCCAAAACGAGGAAAGUACGGCCUUCCACUAGUCGGUAUGCAGCACUUUCUGACCAAGGGCUGGACAUCAAGGCAGCUUUCCUUCCAGAAGCAAACCCGGUGCACCUGCAGCCAGCACUGGUAGAGAGCGACGACCUGUAGAUGGGACAUGUGGGAACUUUUAUGUAGAAGCCAUAGGAGGAAGUCACCGGGAGCCAGCUCUUUCACAUGGUAUAACAAGUCAGACACGCCUUCAUCUAACCUGAUAGAGACAUCUAAUAUUACACAUAUAAUAAACUGCAUAUUCAUUAUAUGUGUAAGCCAUCUAGAACAUAGGCUAGCAGGGAUAAAUCUUCUGUAUUUAUGGCACGUAAGUAUCACUCACUCUUCUGCUCUAUGAAAGGAUCUCUUAGUUUAUGCGCUCACAUUUGUCUAAGAAAACAGGAUUUCCCGACUCACUAGUGCCUUCAAAGUUCGGUAGGACAACAAUGUGCAAUGUUUUAUGUCGGAAUGCCUCAAACACCCAAAUUAUGUUUUUACAUUUGUCCAUUGCAAAGGGCUGUCGGGGUGAGAUGCUAGAACGCUUCAGGAGUUUUAAAAAAUAAUAAUCUGGCUUGCUUUUUUGUGUGUCAUUGUAUUGGCUAUGAUUGUGUUACUUAACCUUGGACACCAGCAGAAAAAAAGUCAAAGUAUCAGAGGAUCUGAGAAGACGAGCCAAGCAGUCAGAGGAUGUAGCUGGCUAUGGACUUGGUACUCUCUAAGACAGCAGAAAAAACUCCUCAUAUCCUCUACACUUGUUUCCACUAUUUACUGUACAUGAGGAGACUUUUAGAUGGCAGGGGAUAGCAGAUAUAAUGUAUGAUUCUUGCUAUGUACUCAAUACCCGAUAGCCUUUCUACAGCUUUUAAUUAAGCUUAAUAUCCAUUAAAUGAAGACAUUGAAGAAACCUCACCACAGCCCAGUAAAUAAUGGGGCUUGUUACAAGGUAGGAAAGUAGAGUAACCGGAGUCAGGAUAUCAAUUGAGUUUUGGGAUUCUUGCCGGGUGGCCUGUUGCAGUUCUAAACAAACCCUGACAAGAUACAGAGACAUGAAAGCUAGUGCUCCCUACAGGAUACAGUCUGAUGAAUUGUAGGGUUUUCUUGAAUAGAAGAUAGUGGCCUUCCAUGCACAAGGUCAGCGUUGUGGACAGUGUCAUGCGUAAUGUUUACAGAGUCUAGUCAAGAUCUAAAAAACCAUUUAAACUUAGUGUAAGAAAAGGGAAAUAUUUGCUUGGAAUUUAUUAGAUGAUUAGUGAAAGUGAAGAUGACGAGUUUGAGUGUUUUAUCAUUCAGUGAAUGUUUAACAUACAAGAUGCUGUAGCAUCCUUCCCACAGCAGGAGGUUUGACAAUAAUUAUAUAUCGGGAAGAUGAAAAGCAGUACUAAAUAAAUAGAUGAACUUGUGUAAAACAAGACGCCUGUACGUUGAGUCUCUGUAUGGAAUGUUUAUGGUAAGACAAGGUUACAUCCACGCAGCGCGGCUCACCAGUGUCGAAGUUAUUGUGAAGCAUGAUCUGAUCUGUUUACAUGAGCUGGAGGUGAUGAACAGAUUGUUUACCAGUGAUGCAAAUUACCUGACCCAGACAGUUUAUCAAUAGCCUUCUCAAUCAGCUAUGGUAAGUCAUAUAAACUAGAAUGAGUAGCAGAAUGUUGGAUGUAUUCAUGAGAGAGCUCAGACUCUGUGUAAUCUCUUAUUGUACAGAGGAGUCGGUGGAAAUGCUGCUUUUUGCAGUAAAACAGGAACGCUACUUCACAGAGUACCCAGCUGAGUCUGAACUCUUAUGAGACUCUCUCACUGUAGUGGCUCUGUAGCCAUUCCUAUGUCGUCUAAGCCAUUUACUAAACAGCAGUAAGAAGACAGCACAGACACACUGUCAGCACUCAGUAGAAGUUUACAGUUAUUUAAACGUGAUAAAACAAUCAGCACAUAGAAAACUGUUGGUCAGCUACCUCUCAGUAUUGAUACAACACUGCCAGUUUAUGCAAUAUACCACUGAUAGAGAGAGAUAUAUAUAUAUAUAUAUAUAUAUAUAUAUAUAGCUGCUGCUUGUCGUAUAUCUCCCCAGGGUAAAGACAUGCUCUCAAGCCAGUGUGCUAAUUGCAGCAUAUUUAGUUAACAUAGGCCACGAGCUAGAGUAAGUGCCAGCAUGCUUUCCACAGUAGUAUGAAUGCCUUAAUGUCGGUGAAAGGAAAAGUCUGAAGACACUGAUAAUAGAAGGUAUUAUCAGUGAAUGAAGAUAAUAAACCACCCUUCUCAUGACAUGCAAUACAUAGACGUACAGUGAGAUUCAUAAAAGGAUAAGAUGACAUAUAAGAGUUAUUGCCUUCAGUGACAGCAGACCUUCCAUGGUUGUGGGUUUGCAGGUGUUACUUGUUCGAGAAUACAUGUUAUACAAUCACCAGAUAAAGCCAAACAAGUUGAUUCAAAUAUUAAUGGUACAUACGUAAUUCGCCAAGGAAAAAAAAGCAACACUGUAUACCUUGUUCAAAGCAUUAUUUAUGUUUUAUCUCAGUUAUAUUACAUAUGUAUCAUUUUUUUACACACAUAUAUAAUAACUCACCAUAUGUUAUGCUGUAGGACAUUAGGGGCUUUUUAUACAAAUCUUUAGUCAUUUUUUCUUAACUUUUUUGUAGUGUGACAGCACAGUACAGGUUUUGGUGCUGUAUUUAAGCAGUUAGAAGUAUAUGCGUUAUUUGAAUUACACCAUAGAUAUAUAUAUAUGGCUAUGUCUUCCAAGGUGUGCAGUUCUUGUACCAACACAUGCCUUUUAUUGCAUUUUAAAACUAGAUGUUGUUAUUCCAUAAACCACCAGUAGAGGGAUGGGAACACAUUAAACAUAUACAGUGUAUGUGUACUGACAACAUACAUGCUACGGCAUCAGACUGCGCUAGGGAGGGUUUUACUUAUGGAAUAGCUCAACAUUGUCUACAUCGCUUCCUAAUUUUCUGCUAAAAACUUUUUUUUAUCAUCUGCCAAUACACCUCUAAUAUGACUUGUUAUUUAGAAAAUGAUUCAUUUCACCUGUGUUAUUCUGCCACCACCAUGUAUCUGUAUUUAUAGAAAAUGCCUCCAUCUGUGUGUAUGGGUCAUGUCAUGAGUUGAGACAAUUUGAAGUUUAACAAAGUCUGUUAAAUAACAAAAACAAAUGUACUUUUGUGGGAUAAGGUUCUUAUGAUAAUUGCUAUGCAAGGAUUUAAAUAAAGAUUGUUUCUUCAAAACA